AAAAACAUGAAGGGCAGAAAAUGUUGCUAUCAUCCAGCUCUUUCAAUUUGGUAAUGCAAACAUUUCAACCGAAGAGACAUUUAUGCCACACAUUACAGCACUGUAAUAGAAUCUGAGCAGAACUGUUUCCGAAAACUACACAAAUUAAAUCCUGCCAGUAUUAACUGAUCACACUGUAACUGGAAAUAUCAGAUAAUUGUUGCUAAUUCAUGGUGCCAAAAAAUCCUGAGGUUAAUGUAGUACUUCACUACCGUUAGAUAACAUUAAAAGAAUGAUAAAUCUAGUGUAGACAUAGUUAAUGUGGUAAAUGACUAUUGUAGCUGGAAACGGCUGAUUUUUAAUGGAAUAUCUCCAUAGGGGUACAGAGGAACAUUUCCAGCAACCGUCACUCCUGUGUUCUAAUGCUACAUUGUGUUAGCUAAUGGUGUUGAAAGGCUCAUUGAUGGUCAGAAAACCCUUGUGCAGUUAUUUUAGCACAUGGAUAGAAGUGUGAGUUUUCGUGGAAAACAUGAAAUUGCCUGGACGACCCCAAACUUUUGAACGGUAGUGUAUUUGUGUGAUACUUCCGGGUGACGCUAAAUUUCCCCGACUGUCCGUGAAGGCAGCACUGAGUGAAACUGCCAGCAGGAGCAGUCGAGAGCGGAGAUCAUUAGAGAGCAAACACAGCUUCCUGGAUGGAAAAGAAACGCAGGGGCAGAGCCGAAACACACCAGGACACACACACAGGCCAGACAGCAGCGAGCAGGACGCUUAAACAUGCUUUUAGUUUCUCUUUAGGCCCGUUGCGGGGGUUAGAAAGGCGCCGUCGGUGCGGUCGCAGCGGUGUUAGGCGUUGACAGCAGCUUGUUCCAGCAGCAGACUCGAUCAACACAUGUGUCUGUGUCUCAGCAAUCAGAGCACUGCGGCUGUGCAUCUGGACUCCUACACCCAGCGGUCCAUCAGCAAGGAACAUGGAGGCUGUAGCUCCUCUCUGUCCCCAGCAGAAGGGCUAGGAGUAGCCUGAUUUCUCCAUCCUUCUCUCCCUGCCCGGCUGCUUCGCCUCAUCAUGGCCAGCAGGAGUCCCACCCUGAGCCGGGAAGCCGUGGAUUCGGCUCCGGAGACACCUGAGGCUGCCGCUGGCCCCCAACCAGAGCCCGAGAUCUUCUGCAAGCUGUGCCUCAGUGAGCAACCAUCUGCAGCCACCAAGGAGCUGCAGAGCUGCAAGUGCGUCUUCUGUACAUCGUGUUUGCAGCAGUAUGUUCAGCUAGCCAUAAUGGAGGGUGGGGGUGCACCCAUCACCUGCCCAGAUAUGACCUGCCAAAAGACUGGAGUGCUCCUGGACUCUGAGAUAGCUGGCCUGGCUGCAGCAGAUCAGGCUGAGCUGUAUCAGCGUCUGAAGUUUGAGAGAGAGGUGAAGCUGGACCCCGGUAAAGCCUGGUGCCCGGUGCUUGAAUGCCAGGCGGUGUGCAGCGUGCAGCCGAGCACCGAGGGCCAACCUGCCGCUGUGCCCUGCCCGACCUGUGGCACCGUCUUCUGCUCGGGCUGCAGAGGACCGUGGCAGGACGGCCACACCUGCCCCGAGCGCCAGCCAAUCAUGUCCUCAGCCUCUCAUGAAAGCAGGGCCCGCUCUGACAGUGACUCCGACAUGCCCAUCAAGCAGUGUCCUACGUGUGACGUCUACAUCGAGAGGAACCAGGGCUGUGCACAGAUGCUGUGUAAGAGCUGCAAACACACCUUCUGCUGGUACUGUCUGCAGAAUCUGGAUGGUGAUAUCUUCCUGAGACAUUAUGAUAAGGGACCGUGCAGAAACAAGCUGGGACACUCCAGGGCCUCGGUUAUGUGGAACAGAACGCAGGUGGUGGGCAUCCUGGUGGGGGUCAGCAUCAUUGUGCUGGUGACAUCUCCUCUGCUCCUGCUGGCGUCGCCCUUCAUCCUGUGCUGUGUGUGCAAGCCCUGCAGAGGGAAGAAGAAGAAGAAGAGGAAGAAGGACCUCAGCCAGCCCGACUCCUCCACAUCAUAGCAGCUCUCGCUCCCAUCUGCCUGCCCAGGAUCACGCCACUAACCUCAUGAAAGCCAAGACAAGUGCUGCAUGGAGGAAAAGAAUAAAACUCAUGGAACAAUGGAGUACUUUUUUAUUUCUCGACAGACUGGAACUGUAAGUGGGUCAUCCGGAUCAACAAGUACAGACUUUUCUAUGAAGCCUCAGUGAGAGAGCUGCUCCAAGAUAACUCUGGAGUUAGACGUGUAAAUAUAUGAAGAAUGAAUGUAAGUCACUUUCCUAGCUAAUUUUCAGAGGCAUAGCAGAUAGUAAGUAGAUUGACAGCUGUGAGAAUUUUCCUGCACAGGACUUUCUCUCUGUAACACACACACACACACACACACACACACACACGCAGUUCAAAGUGCAACGCCACCCUCAUGUGCCAGACGUCAUGAUGCCAAACCAGAGGUGUUAGGUGCUCAAGUGCCUCGCUCUACAGUGCCUGGUGCUUGGUUCGAUUUCUUUUGCCUUCCAUUCUAUCUUUAUCUUAUGCAAACAUUUUUUUAACAUUCUGAAAACGGACGACCGUCAGGAUCACACAGGGUUGUAAAUCCCUAAACGAUGCAAAACAUUCUCUGAUAAUGGGAGAAGGCGGACGGCAUCACGUGUGCACUGUUGAUUCUGUGCUGAUAUGAAACAUGAUAGGGCUGCAGUGGUGCACAGAGAACUCUUCCUCUGCGGAUGUUUGUCGUCUCCACCUGGCGUGUGUUCCAGACCAAAGGCUCUAAAGGAUAAUGUGUACUUUUCUAAAGUGUGUUAGUAUGUAUUUAUGGGUUAUGUGUGUAUGGUGUCAUUUCUACGUUUCUGUUGAUGUUUCUGCAUCAGAUAUUUUAUAAAAGCGCCAUUGUAAAUGAAAAUAAACAAUGUAUUGAACAUGCA
Acanthochromis polyacanthus (spiny chromis) is the source of this 2899-nucleotide messenger RNA. It is a transcript of the gene rnf144b, whose product is annotated as ring finger protein 144B. The record is from RefSeq and is a predicted model, not a curated record. Lineage: Eukaryota; Metazoa; Chordata; Actinopteri; Pomacentridae. Gene Ontology annotation, molecular function: ubiquitin conjugating enzyme binding; zinc ion binding; ubiquitin protein ligase activity. Gene Ontology annotation, biological process: protein polyubiquitination; ubiquitin-dependent protein catabolic process; positive regulation of proteasomal ubiquitin-dependent protein catabolic process. The transcript has 8 exons. Bases 1046 to 1999 code for a protein of 317 amino acids. Gene Ontology annotation, cellular component: ubiquitin ligase complex; mitochondrial membrane; cytoplasm.